Messenger RNA from Abrus precatorius (Indian licorice), 1648 nucleotides. Its product is annotated as inositol 1,3,4-trisphosphate 5/6-kinase 4. Gene Ontology annotation, molecular function: inositol-3,4,5,6-tetrakisphosphate 1-kinase activity; inositol-1,3,4-trisphosphate 6-kinase activity; magnesium ion binding. Gene Ontology annotation, cellular component: cytoplasm. The transcript has 2 exons. Bases 176 to 1648 code for a protein of 490 amino acids. The record is from RefSeq and is a predicted model, not a curated record. Gene Ontology annotation, biological process: inositol trisphosphate metabolic process. Lineage: Eukaryota; Viridiplantae; Streptophyta; Magnoliopsida; Fabales; Fabaceae.
UUUUGAAGAGUUCAUACAUGUUUUGCUCCUUUUCUAUCUUCCUCGUCUUCUCCGAACAUCCACAUAAUAAAGUUUUAAACCUCUGAUCCUCAUUUUCCUCAACCUUGGAGACACCAAUUAGAAGAGGUAACAGAGAACUCCUUGUACCAGCUCUGAGUGGUGCAUCCACUGUCAAAUGGGUGUAGUGAAAGGGGUGAUAUUGGAUGAGUCAGUACUCUUGACUGAAGGUGAUGUUGACAGAAAUGUAUCCUCACUACAACCAGGAGCUGAGUCUCUCAUCCGAACACUCUUCCUGUCCAGAAUUCAUACAGGAAUUGCUUAUGGUGGCAGCCUUCCGGAUGAAAAUGUGAGUAUUCUGAAAAGAAUUGCUAGUUUGUACUCACUUGAUUGCUUUAUCUUAAAUAAUCCUGUAAGUGAAGUUAUACCUGGAUGGAGUAAUACUAAUGAUGGAAGUAAUAUUUACCUGGCUUCUAAUAAGAAGGACUUCUUGCCUAAAUUAAGUGGCAAUAAUUGGCUAAUUGUUCUUCUGAAUGUUGGAGGUGAAAGUUUAUGUGAUACCGCAAACAUGCUUCAGAUUGAAAAUUUAGAAGAGUUGCCAUUGACCAUAUGCCACUUAAAUAAAAGAUCAGUUGGAACCAAUGCCGCCACGGUGGGUUAUAUAAUGAAGCCUUCUCGUGUGGAAGAUUUUGCAAAGAGGGGUGCAUUCCCUUUGUGUCCUACUCAAAAUGGGUUGAUGUUUAUGCCUCUUUCAUCCAAGCUACCUCUAUCAUCUCAAUUGAAGGAUGUUGACAUAGUUCUCCACAAAGCCACUGAUGAAAUAUUAUUUAUUGAAGAUAAUAAGCUUACUUUUACACAGAACAUGCAAGCAUUACAAAGAUAUUUGGAUCAGGACCAGGAUUUCUGUGUGAUUGAUCCUCUGAGUAACAUUUAUCCUUUAUUGGAUAGGCUGGAAAUUCAACAAGUUCUACUUGGCUUGGUAGAACUGAACACUGAAGGCAGAUAUUUGAUCAGAGGGGCUAAUUUUCUUAAGGUUGAUAAUUUUGACAAAUUUGAUUUUGUGACUGGACUAGCUGAAUCUAGAUUGUCUUUUCCAUGUAUAGUGAAACCCAAAGUUGCUUGUGGUGUCAGUGAUGCACAUAAGAUGGCAAUUGUUUUCAGAGUUGGUGAUUUUAAGAAUUUAAAUGUUCCUCUUCCAGCUAUUAUUCAGGAAUAUGUGGAUCAUUCAUCCACUUUGUACAAAUUUUAUGUGUUGGGUGAAAAUAUCUUCUAUGCUGUCAAGAAGUCAAUACCAAAUGCUGAUAUCUUGAUGAAAUUAUCUAAAGGUGAUGACCUCAAACCUCUAGUGUUUGAUAGCUUGAAAUCUCUACCCACUUCUGACAGCAUCAAGGAUUCUGGAGCCAGUGAUCAUAGUAUGAGAAGUAAUGUGUCUAUUGACCUUGAGCUGGUUACAGAUGCUGCAAAUUGGCUUAGGAGAAAGCUUCAUCUUACCAUCUUUGGUUUUGAUGUUGUAAUUCAGGAAGGUACUCAUGACCAUGUAAUUGUUGAUGUAAACUAUCUCCCAUCAUUUAAGGAAGUACCUGAUGACAUCUCUAUUCCUGCCUUCUGGGAGGCCAUUAGAAGUAAGUUUGACUGUAGGAUGUCUAAAUAA